AAUAAUGACUUAUUUUCAAGCUUAAAACAUAAUGGACUUAUAAAAAGAAUUUUUAAUUUUUUUUUUAGAGUUUGAUAAAUCUUAUCGAAAUCUAUCAAACAAGAUUCAUAUUGCAUAUUUUUUAAUUUCAAUAUGCCUACUAUUUUUAAGUUUGAAAAUUGCAAAUAAGUACUUAUUUUCUAGGGACCAAAAGCGGAACGGGGUUAGUUCUUAAUUUUUUUAGAUAAAAGCUAAAUAAAAUUAGUAGACAUUAAUAAGUGAGAAUGUUUUUAUAAGAAACUGGGUGAAGCCUCAGGGUUGUGUUUUACUAGUAUAACUUAUCAAAAGAAAUGGAAAAUAAUAGUAGAAAAUUAUACAAAUUCCCAUUUUCCAUCGAUUUACAGACGCUGUAGCAGCCACCGCCGACUUCUCCAGUUCUCCUCCGCCGCUCUCCACCACCUCAUGGCGUUUCGAGGACGGGGGCGUGGUCGUGGCGGCGGCUUCCGUUUUGCUACGCAAGAGAAGUUCGAACUCUUUCCGAAACUUGAUGAACCCCCUGAUGCUCGAGGUGUGAAAGAAGAAGUUGCCUUAGUCCGUUGGAGUUAUAGAUUGCAAAGUUUUUGGAAUUCCUCUCCUUAUUAUCUCAAAGUUGUUGGCCCAGAAAAAGAUGAAAGCAUAGAAUUAAUGAGGUGCUUUGACAUGGGCAAGCAAAAGACUGAACAGAAGGUUGAACUUGCAGACUUCAUGAAGUGUAGUGUCGAAUAUAUUCCUGCAGAACUAGCUGCGGAACUAACUGACAGAAAACCAGGGCAGGUCCGCCGAAGGAAAGUGCGAUGGACUCAAGAGUCAGACCUUCAGAAAUUAGAUCUUUUUGAGAAGCAAGAACAAAAGUCUCAGGGCCAAGAUGAGAAAGCUGUAAAAGGAAAAAAAGAGGAUGAAAAUGAGGAAGAAGAUGACGAAAAAAUUGAAGAUGAGGAAGAAGAGAUCAGCGACGGUGAUUAUAAUCAGAAUGAGGAUUUUGAUGACGAUGAAGAUGACUUUAACAUGGAUGAUGACAAUGAUGAUGAAGGCACAUAUUGAAACACCAAGAUGGGUAUGAGGAAGCAAAGUUUUCGGGACUAUCUUCUGUGAGCUUACCGCAGGUUAUUGUCCUUGGUAAAUAGCAAUCCUUAAGAUCAAAAGACUGCUUUGUUAGUGGUUUUGCUGAUUCGGCUUAUAGCAUCAAGUGUCUCUUAUUAGAAAGUAGGAAAAGUUAUCCUAAUAGGGUAAAGUUGCACGGUACCAAUAGUGCUGGCAUUAUAGGCUAUAAUUUAAUUUCUCUUUUUAUGGGAUAUCCUUUUGAAUAAUUCUGUACGAGAAAUCAUUAGAAGAUUCCCCCUUCCUCCGUCUUUCCUCGUUUUUAUUCAACUCAAAGCAUCAGAUUGAAAAUAACAAGAGAGAUUGUAACGA
This is a messenger RNA of Rhododendron vialii, 1428 nucleotides long. RefSeq lists its product as uncharacterized. Gene Ontology annotation, biological process: transcription by RNA polymerase III. NCBI's taxonomy places the organism in Eukaryota, Viridiplantae, Streptophyta, Magnoliopsida, Ericales, Ericaceae. Gene Ontology annotation, cellular component: RNA polymerase III complex. The transcript has 9 exons. The coding region runs from base 442 to 1059 and encodes 205 amino acids. The record is from RefSeq and is a predicted model, not a curated record.